Molecule: messenger RNA, 958 nt
Organism: Culicoides brevitarsis
Lineage: Eukaryota; Metazoa; Arthropoda; Insecta; Diptera; Ceratopogonidae
Product: max-like protein X
Exons: 2
Coding region: 154-822 (222 amino acids)
Biological process (GO): regulation of transcription by RNA polymerase II
Cellular component (GO): nucleus
Molecular function (GO): protein dimerization activity; DNA-binding transcription factor activity, RNA polymerase II-specific; RNA polymerase II cis-regulatory region sequence-specific DNA binding
Source: RefSeq, a predicted model, not a curated record
ACUUGUUAUUGUUAUUAAAAUCAAAGAAAUUCGAAACUUUUUUUUAAAUUCUUUCUGCUGACUCGUCUCUUUUUCCCUGUUCCCCGAACUAAUUGAAUUACGUGAAAUCACGCCUUAAACGAAAAUUGUGAUAAUUAAAAGUACAAAAAAAAAAUGGCAGAAGCUAUUGAUUCAAAAUUCAAGAUUGAACCGCAAGACGUACGAAGCCCGGAGCAAAAUAGUCUCGUGCACACGCCAAAUUCGAGCACGCAGAACACCGACGAGGAGGAUGACAGUGUCGGCGAGGACAGCACUCGUUCGAUGAGCUACAAGGAACGUCGUCGCAACGCCCAUACGCUGGCCGAGCAAAAACGUCGCGACAACAUCAAAAAAGGCUACGAAGAGUUGCAAGAAAUCGUGCCAAAGUGCAAUCAGAACGACGCGAGCGGCUACAAGAUCAGCAAGGCGGCAGUUUUGCAAAAAUCCAUCGAAUAUAUCUCGUUUUUGCACAAAGACAAGAAAAAGCAGGAAGAUGACUUGCAAACGUUACAAAAGGAGGUGAUGGCAUUGCGGAUAAUUCAGAAGAAUUACGAGACGAUGUUGCAAAAUCAGAAUCAGACGCCGAAUAAUGAGAGCACGUUGAGCGAAGACAUGAAAUUUGAAGUGCUGAAGAACGUGAUGGACGAGAUGUUUUUGAGUUUUGAAAAGUUACCGAUGGAUACGUUCGCGGAAUUGACGUCUUCGAGCACGGCAUGGGUCGAGGAGCACUGCAAACCGCAUCUCUUGAAGAAAAUUGUCAAUCAAACCAUCGAAAAAGUGCAGCAACAGCAACAAACGGAGUGAAUUUUCAUCAAUUUUAUUUCUUAAUUUGCUAUUUUUUGUCUGAGAAAUUGAAAAAAAAAAUUUAAAAAGGGGCAAAACACAAUCCUUAAAUUUUAAGACACCUAAGAAAUGCCUUUUACGCGUCGCUCUUACAAAA